This is a messenger RNA of Neurospora tetraspora, 1399 nucleotides long. RefSeq names its product glycosyl hydrolase. Gene Ontology annotation, molecular function: hydrolase activity, hydrolyzing O-glycosyl compounds. The record is from RefSeq and is a predicted model, not a curated record. Bases 161 to 1177 code for a protein of 338 amino acids. Gene Ontology annotation, biological process: carbohydrate metabolic process. The transcript has a single exon. Lineage: Eukaryota; Fungi; Ascomycota; Sordariomycetes; Sordariales; Sordariaceae.
UACCCCAGCGGUUCUCCCCCCGCAUUUCCUUACCCCGCACAGAAAGGAGUUACCCCAACUUUCCCCCGCGACAAAACCGUUCGUUUGUUUACCUACCCCACCCUCUUACACGGGCGAAGAUCACAACCAAAACACACGAACAAAAAGACAACAAGUCAAAAUGGCGCCCCUAAUCACAAACAUCUACACGGCCGACCCCUCCGCCCACGUCUUCAACGGACGCGUGUACAUCUACCCCUCCCACGACCGCGAGACCGACAUCCAGUUCAACGACAAUGGCGACCAAUACGACAUGGCCGACUACCACGUCUUCUCCACUCCGUCCCUCGACCCCCAGGGUCCCGUGACCGACCACGGCAUCGUCCUCAAGACCGAAGACAUCCCCUGGGUCUCCAAGCAGCUCUGGGCUCCCGACGCCGCUUUUAAAGACGGCAAAUACUACCUUUACUUCCCCGCGCGGGACAAGCAGGGCAUCUUCCGCAUCGGUGUGGCGGUGGGUGACAAGCCCGAGGGCCCGUUCACCGCGCAGCCGGAGCCGAUCAAGGGGUCUUUUUCGAUCGACCCGGCUACGUUUGUGGAUGAUGAUGAUGGUGAAGCGUACCUGUACUUUGGUGGACUGUGGGGUGGCCAAUUGCAGUGCUACCAGAGAGGAAACAACGUGUUUGACGCAGAGUGGCAAGGGCCCAAGGAACCCACGGGCAAGGGCGUCAAGUCCUUGGGAGCUCGCGUGGGCAAGCUGACGCAGGACAUGCUAGAGUUUGCGUCAGACGAAGGAGGUGGAGUGCGCGAGGUGACCAUCCUGGCGCCCGAGACGGGCGAGCCGCUGGAUGCGGACGACCACGAGCGCCGCUUCUUCGAGGCCGCGUGGAUGCACAAGAGGCGGGGGAAGUACUACUUUUCUUACUCGACGGGCGACACGCAUUUCCUGUGCUACGCCGUGGGAGAUUCGCCGUAUGGGCCGUUUACCUACGGUGGAAGGAUCCUGGAGCCGGUGCUGGGGUGGACGACGCAUCAUUCUAUUGUGGAGUUCCCGGAGAAGAGUGAUAGGUGGUGGUUGUUCCAUCAUGAUUGUGAACUGAGCAAGGGGGUGGAUCAUUUGAGGAGUGUGAAGGUUAAGGAGAUCUUCUUUGAUGGGGAGGGGAGGAUUCAUGGGGAGAAACCGGAGGGGAAGUACUAAAAUGGUGAUUGGGAGGGUGAAAGUCAUCAGGCUUGGAUAAGUACAUAUUCUUUUGUAUCGUAAAUUGCAUUCGGACAUAGCCAGGUUACAUGAGGCUCGUCAACUCACGACCGUAUGCUCGAAGGGUUUCGGGUUUACAUGGUGAUUUCGGCCAUUAGAUGGUCAUGUCCUGGUGAAAAAGGCGCAAUUGAUUGUUUCUCAGCGAAAGUUACUGAGAGUGUA